Messenger RNA from Drosophila melanogaster (fruit fly), 2286 nucleotides. RefSeq lists its product as uncharacterized. The transcript is spliced from 3 exons. The coding region runs from base 373 to 1998 and encodes 541 amino acids. The record is from RefSeq and is marked reviewed. NCBI's taxonomy places the organism in Eukaryota, Metazoa, Arthropoda, Insecta, Diptera, Drosophilidae.
AGUCGGUGCAGGGCAUUCGAGCCAAGUGGACGUGGAAGCCACCUCGAUCUCGGCCAGACGGGGAUCGCAUUUGCAAAGUGGCUUUCGCUUUCGUGACGGAUCACGGUUCACGGUUGGCGGCUCGUUGGUGCCUCGCUUGUGGGUUUCCAUUUCAGACCGUCAGCUUUGUUGACAAAGUUAUUGCCUCCGGCUUAAUGACUUCGUAAUUGAUUUGCAUUCGAUGUGCCACAUUGAUUGGCAAUUGAAACGUAAGGCACCCUUCUUGCAACUCCGGCCCAAAAGCUCUUCACCAUCGAGGGCUCACUCCAUUUCGGUAACCGCUCAUUGUCACCGUUGCUAAUCAAGGUUAUCAAGGAUAAACUGGCUGUCACUAUGUCGCUGUCUGUGGCCAGCCGUCGUCGCCUCCAGACGACAAACGCAUCAUCGUCCGUGGUGAACCCAUCCUCAUCCACUUCCGGCGGGCGCUAUCACCUGCCGCUGUCCGUGCGGAAGCAGCACUCCUUCAUCGAGCCCACGUCCAGAUUUUCGACCCAGCAGAGAGGCUACCUCUCCAGAGGUCUCUCCGUGGGCCGAUCCAUCGAGAACAUCCGCCAGAAGCUCUAUCCCGUGGGCAGGCAGGCAUCUCUGGCCGUCGAGGAGACCGCGCCGCGUACUGCACCCCGCAUCACGGCGUCACAGGUGCAGGGCUUACGGCUGAGGGACAGAAGUCUGGUGGCCUGGUCUUCAACUUCGUCUUUGCUAAAGGAUCAGGAGUCGGAAAGGGCUGCACAGGUGGAACAGCCCGAGGCGAAAAUCAGCGCCAAGGCGGACAAGAAUCGCAUUAAUCUGAAUAUAGUGCUGUCGCAGACCAUAAGGGCCACCAACGAGAGAGAGCAGGAACCGGAAGUGGACGCGGACGCGGACCUGGAAGCGGAGCGAGCCAGCGAUAUCGAGGGCAGCCAUCCGGUUGAGAACCCGGACAUCCAAUUGAGCAUCUCGCCGGCGCUGACCGUCCAGCGGCGUCCGCCUUUGGUGCGUGCUAUGUCCGCUCCGGUCCGCGGACUGGACGAGAGCAGCAAGGGCGUCAUAGCCGCCAGCAAGCGCAGCCAGCAGAAAUUGCGUCGACGCAAGAUCUUCACGAGAACGCCCUCGUCCUCCGUACCGCUCGAUGUCAUCGGGGACAACUCUACGUCCUCGUCCUCCGUCGCCGGAAACGCAUCCAAGAAGGCUUUGAAUCGGGCACGCAGCGUCGUUGCACCCGAUGUGAUUACCCUGGUGUCCCUGUUGAGUUCCGAGGGCAGCGACUCCGAGCGGGAGGAUAACAGUUCAGUGGCGGUAUCAUCGCCGCCAACUGGCGGGUCGGAUAAACAAACAUCGGGCGCCUCGCAGCGAAGGGCGCCUUUGUUGAGGAAGACGGGCAAAUCGGUCUCGUUUCAAGACAGCUAUCCGCCCACCUUCCAACUGGCCUCCAAGGAGUACUCGCACAUGAUACGCCGCGGUUCGAUAGCACCUCUGGCAGCCCGAAUCCGAGCCAAUCGACCGCCCACAGCGCCGCCAGUUUCUAUUUUCCUAACCGACGUCCAGGCCAAAAUGGACCAGCAGCCGAAGAAGGAGGGUGGAGCUGACCCACCCGUUGUCACCUUAUCGCCGGACGAGGCCAAGAAGGAGAACAAUAACAACGCGGCCAAUUGCGAGGACCAACAACCGCAGCCGGAUCACAACUAUCCGGCGUAUGUGCGCAGUCUGAAGGAACGCGAGUGCUGGAAGUUGCACCAGAAGAUGGGAGCCAAGGGCGUCAGUGUGAGCUAUGAAACGGUGUUGAGGGGUAUGCUCACGCCCACCGAGUUCCGGCACUUUCAAAAGCAGCGGGAGCAGGAGGAGGCCCGAGUUCUCGAGGAGGCGGAGGCCGCCGAAGCGGCUGCUGCAGCCGCAAUCCUUGAGAGCGGCGAAAAGGAUGGUCGCAAGCCUCCAGUCACGGCCAUCGAACGCCUCUCGGAAGCUCUGCUCCAGAGCAAGUAGGGAACUGACGGAUGGGAAACCAAGUUCCAGUUCCAUGGAAUCCGACCAUUUAAUUGCAUUUGCCCCCAGAGGAUGUAGUAGCAGUAGUGGAGCACUCGUUAAAACGCAAUCGCACCUCGCUGAGACACCAUAUCCGGCGUCCACGCGUAGUUCUAGAUGGUACCGUAGACCCAUUGAACCCGUAUUUACUGUAUGGCAAGCUUAUGUGGACGCUGAGCCUGGCCAAUAAUUGUAGACCCAACGUAGAUCCUUAACAAUAAAGAGUACUAGAAGACACCUCAAAGCCAG